AUGGCCAAAUGCUAUGGGUAUGGGUAUGGUAUGUCCAGCGGACCGGGUUCCAUUAAAAAACCCCCCCAGUCGUACCAUUCGAAAAUGCGUGGAUGCUGUGGGAGAGAGCUCGGACAUGUGUAUAUUCUGGACACAGAGCUCGACAGAGGCAGCAACUCGUCAUCGGUUAUAUCGGUGCAUGAAGAAAGAGCAGUGCGACAGAGUUCAGUGGCAGCCCACGCCCGCGUUAUGAUUUUGUGGCCAUUUUAUAACUAA
This is a messenger RNA of Drosophila biarmipes, 255 nucleotides long. RefSeq lists its product as uncharacterized. The record is from RefSeq and is a predicted model, not a curated record. NCBI's taxonomy places the organism in Eukaryota, Metazoa, Arthropoda, Insecta, Diptera, Drosophilidae.